Rhagoletis zephyria (snowberry fruit fly) is the source of this 1108-nucleotide messenger RNA. Its product is annotated as dnaJ homolog subfamily C member 8. The record is from RefSeq and is a predicted model, not a curated record. Gene Ontology annotation, cellular component: nucleus. NCBI's taxonomy places the organism in Eukaryota, Metazoa, Arthropoda, Insecta, Diptera, Tephritidae.
UGUAAAAAAUAUACAGCCUGUAUCGAAAUUAUAGCUUUGUGAUCAAUCUGUGUUAAUUUGACGUUAGCGUGUGGACGAACUUGUAGCAGUUUUAUUACUGAAGCUGGAAAAUGUCUUUUACUGAACGCCCCACAACAUCGAAGGAUAACUCCUUUGAUUCUUUCUAUACGGAGGUUAAAGAAAUUGAAAAACGCGAUUCUGUUCUAACCUGUUCUCAACAAAUUGAUCGUUUACUUCGUCCAGGUUCCACAUACUUCAAUCUCAAUCCAUUCGAGGUGCUACAAAUAGAGCCUGAGGCCACUGUUGAAGAAAUAAAGAAACGCUAUCGCACUCUCUCCAUAUUGGUACAUCCAGAUAAGAAUCAGGACGAUAAAGAACGCGCACAGACUGCUUUUGAUAUCAUAAACCGGGCAUGGAAGACACUGGAAAAUGAUGUAACACGCAAAAAGUGCUUGGGCGUGUACGAGGAGGCGAAAGAAAGGACCGAUCACAUGAUUGCAGAAAAGCGAAAGAAGUUGCGAAAAGAGAGUAAAGGAUUCGAAAGUAUCCCUGAAGAUGAUCCAGCAAAGUACAAACAUGCUGUAUAUGUAAUGGUAAUGAAACUAUUUGCUGACAUGGAACGCCGUCGACAACAAUUAGAUACGCGAGAUCAAGAGGAACGCAAACGUAAACGAGAAGCCGAAAUAGAAGAAGAAGAGAAACGUAAAGCCGACACAGAAUGGCAAAAAAAUUUUGAAGAAUCGCGCCAAAGUCGUGUAAAUAGUUGGCAUGAUUUCCAGUCGGGAGCCAGUAAAUCGAAAAAGUCUAAAAAACAAAAACGCAUGCACGGCAUGAUUGUUCCACCUAAAUUUAAACCUGAGUCACGAUAAAUGCAAUUCAAUAAUUUCGUAAAAAUUUUUUGUAUAAAAUUAUUUUUACAAGUAAUGUUUAGUUUGUGAACCAUAAUAAAGGUUGACUUAUGUAUGUAUAUUGUAUACGUAAACAGGCCUUUAUUCAUAAAAUAAGUAUGAAUAUAAUGCUCAUUAAAGAUGUCAUUUAGUUGUCGCACAAUAUUAUGUUAAAAAGCGAGCGUCUCGUACAGCUUGAAAUAAACGCAUUUUGUAAAAUA